This is a messenger RNA of Lynx canadensis (Canada lynx), 966 nucleotides long. It is a transcript of the gene CF2H8orf33, whose product is annotated as chromosome F2 C8orf33 homolog. The record is from RefSeq and is a predicted model, not a curated record. NCBI's taxonomy places the organism in Eukaryota, Metazoa, Chordata, Mammalia, Carnivora, Felidae.
CUCUGCGCCGCACACGCGUUUCUGCAGGGGGGAUUUCGGCCUCGGACCUCAGGCCCCACGUAGUCUCCGGCGGCGACUGCGGCGCAUGGCGGCCCUAGGACAUCCUGCUCGGGAGACAUCAGUGGCCGCAGGCCCAGGGCACUCCACACGCAGUGACGCCGCCGCCCGGGCGCACCCCGAACGUGGUGAAGGCGACGCAGCCUCUAAGAAGCAAAAGAAGAAGAAAACCCGGAACGGAGCCUCUGUGGCGAGUGGAGGCGGGAGGGUCUCAGAAAAGCCCUGCUCAGAGGAAGCGCCCCUAAGCGCGGAGGCUCAGGCAGAGCAGCUGGCCCGGGAACUGGCGUGGUGCGUGGAGCAACUGGAGCUGGGCCUCAAGAUGCAGAGACCCAGUCAGAAACAGAAAGAGCAGGCUCUUGGGGCAAUCCGAACCCUGCGUAGCGAAAGAACCCCUCUGCCCCGGAAGAGGCAGCUGAUGCGCUCCUUGUUUGGGGACUACACUCAGAUGGAAGCCGAGCGGCGAGAGGCCCUUCGGGUUCUCAGGACUGCAGCCCGCACAGCCCAGGUGCGGCCUGUAGCUGAGGCCACCAGAAGGAAGAGCGGAAGGGUCUGCAGGACUCGCCAAGCAGGGGUAGCCAAGGCCACCCUGGACACUCCUGAUGAAGAGUUCAGGUUCAAUUUCUUUUAGCCUGUCUUCCAUCCUGGAACAGUUCCCCUCCCUGGGGAGCAUAGGGGUUUCUGUUGAGUGUAGAGCUUUUCUGGGAAUGCGCUGUUGGACAGAUGUGGUUUUGUCCAUGGUCCGUGGAUCUGGUGCCAUGGCUGCUGGACAGAUGUGAGACCAGCAUAUUGGGCAAAUUUCAGAUAAGCACAAGACCCAUUUGUAGGUUUUCAAAUGAAAUGUGCUUCCUGCCAGGAGAAGGAGCUCCAUUCAGAAAAGCUUCUACAAUAAACUGAAGUGAGUGUUCAGCA